Messenger RNA from Tremella mesenterica DSM 1558, 459 nucleotides. RefSeq lists its product as uncharacterized. The record is from RefSeq and is a predicted model, not a curated record. NCBI's taxonomy places the organism in Eukaryota, Fungi, Basidiomycota, Tremellomycetes, Tremellales, Tremellaceae. The coding region runs from base 1 to 459 and encodes 152 amino acids. The transcript has a single exon.
AUGGCAUACGAAGGCCCCGAGGUACUGGUGGGAUUGGAUUUCUUAAAACAGUUUAGGGCAAGGAUCAAUUGUGGAAAGGGAUUGAUCGAGUUCGACGGAAUCGGACAAGAUAACGGUUGGAAGUAUCCGAGGUUGGAGGAAGGAUUGGUAAGAGGAACAGCAUUGGAAAAAGGAGAAGAUGAGAUGAGCGAAGAAGAGUUACGACAAGUCAUACCGACUCAAUGGCACCAAUACCUGGAGCUAUUCAAAGUGGAACGAGCCAGAAAACUACCACCAAGAAGAGAAUGUGAUCACGAGAUCGAAUUGACCCCCGGAGCAGAACUAAAACGAGGACCAAUCUACCAACUGGAUGAACAUGUGUCACGCCUGCGGGUAGACUGCGGUUGCAAAGUACUGCCUUGGGUACUGAAGGGUUUUAGUCUCUGGCUCGUAGAGCUUGAUGACUGCCUUAGGUACUGA